AUGUUUGAAAGUUCAGUUCGUCCUGGUCACGUUCAACAUUCUGAAGAGUUUAUAAAUAAGUUCUUGAAGAAGAUUAGAAUAAAACAAAAGCGGUACAAAUCCGUAAACCAAAAGAGAACGAAUUAUCAUCGAGGGAAUCAAGUCAUGAGUAGCAAAGCUUCGCGACCAAAAUUCAAAUUGGAAGUGUUAUACACAGAUGAGGAAGCUGAUAUGAGUGGCCUUCCCGUAUGGAUUCCAGAUGAACCAGUUGACAAUACAGCGUACACUGCUCUGUUUACAUCCAUAGGGCUGCUUUUGUUCUUUCUAGGUAUCCCUAUGAUAGCUGCAACACUUUUCGGUCGCUACACUGGUGCCCACCAACCAAAAGAAGCAGAAAAACCGAUGGCAGAGGAUCUAUCGCAAUUGGACGACAUAUAUGAUCCGGACGGCGAGUACAGGGACUCAAAAUUUGAUGGAAUGCUAGAUGAAGAUGCCGCGGACGAUGUUGAAAUACCGAGCGACCCACUGGAAACAGCAAAGAUGGCAGGCGAAUCUGAGAGCAAAAGCAAAGCUUUGCAAAAGCGCAGUGUUGCCACUCAAACCGAUUUGUCUUACCUGUCCGACGCACAUGGAGUUUUUGAGCGUUACGAUGUGCAGGGUACCAUGGAUUACCAGGAAAGUACACAAUGGGAAGACAAGGUAGCUGAAAAAAGUGCAAAAGAUCAAAGACAGCGAAGGUAA
Molecule: messenger RNA, 720 nt
Organism: Cylicocyclus nassatus
Lineage: Eukaryota; Metazoa; Nematoda; Chromadorea; Rhabditida; Strongylidae
Source: the annotation of a GenBank genome assembly